AUGAGCGGCGACAGCAGCAGCAACGGCGAUGGCAAGCCGACCACCACCACCGCAUCACCACCACCACCGCCUGUCAGCGCCUCCGCCAUGGACGCGCACAACGCCGCCGUCGCGCGCAUCGCCGCCCAGGUGCAGUCCUUCCACGCCCGCCAGGCGCCCUUCCGCAUCUACCACGGCUCGACCAACAGCACGCGGCACUCCGCCCGGCGCGCCGACAACACCAUCGACACGAGCCGCCUCACGCACGUCCUGUCCAUCUCCGUCGACGACUCCUCGCGCGGCGGCACCGCCCUCGUCGAGCCCAACGUGCCCAUGGACGCCCUCGUCCGCGCCACGCUCCCGCACGGGCUCGUGCCCCCCGUCGUCAUGGAGCUCCCCGGCAUCACCGCGGGGGGCGGCUUCUCCGGCACGUCUGGCGAGAGCAGCUCCUUCCGCUACGGGGCGUUCGACGCGACGGUGCGCUCCGUCGAGCUGGUGACGCCCGAGGGGCGCGUCGAGCGCGCGGGCAAGCACGGCCCCAAGCAGGACCUGUUCUGGGGCGCGGCGUCGGCGUUUGGCACCCUCGGCGUCGUGAUGCUGCUCGAGGUGGAGCUGCGCCCGGCGUGCAGGUACGUCCGCUUGGAGUACUCGCUGGCGAGGGGCGCGGCGGAGACGGUGCGCGUGAUGAGUGCCGAGUGUGAGCGCGGCGAGAAUGACUAUGUAGAUGGCAUUGUGUUUUCUAUGGAUGAGACGGUGGUGUGCGUGGGACGGCUGACGGACGAGGUGCAUGUGGAGGAGGGCGCGAGUGGCAGUGCCGCAAAGACCAAGAUUCGGCGGUUCACGAGGCGGCACGAUCCGUGGUUCUAUAUUCGCGCGCGCGACGUGCUCAAGACGCUGCGCAAGAAGGAGAAGCAGCAGCAAUCUUCGCCGUCACAGCAGCAGCAGCGAGACCAACCACAGGAGCCCGCGGCAGCAGCAGCCACCGUCGUCGACACCAUCCCCCUCGAAGACUACCUCUUCCGCUACGACCGCGGCGGCUUCUGGGUCGCGCGCUACGCCUUCAACUACUUCAUCACGCCCUUCAACCGCGUCACGCGCUUCCUGCUGGACCGCUACAUGCACGCGCGCGUCAUGUACCGCGCCCUGCACAAGAGCGGCCUCGGCGACUACUACAUGGUCCAGGACGUCGGCGUGCCGUACGACCGCGUCCCCGAGUUCCAAGCCUGGCUCGACGGCGCCCUGGACAUCUACCCGCUCUGGCUGUGCCCCCUGCGCGUGCGCCGCCCCGGCGGGCCCUCCGCCGCGCACGGCCUGCACGCCGAGUUCGCCGACCCGGACCGCGCGCCCGACCUCAUGAACUUUGGCGUCUGGGGCCCCGUGCGGGGCGACCGCCGGGCCGUGGUGGCGCAGAACCGCGCCCUCGAGCAGAAAGUGCAGGAGCUGGGCGGGAAGAAGUGGCUGUACGCGCACGCGUACUACACAGAGGAGGAGUUCUGGGCGCAUUAUGACAGGGCGUCGUAUGAUGCGCUGCGGGAGCGCUACGGCGCGGGAUACCUCCCCAGCGUGUACGACAAGGUGCGCGUCGACGUCGACGCCGAGGAGGCGGCGAGGAACCGCACUUGGAAGACGCGCGCCAAGGCGAGGGCCAAGGGUGUGUGGCCGCUGCGGGGGCUGUACGGGUUUGCGGCCGCGGCGGUGGGCGCCGAGUACCUGCUGCAGAAGAAGGACAAGGGGGAGGGUGAGAAGGUGACGGAGAAGAAGGCGGAGGCGAAGGCGAAUACAGAGCCGGCGGGGGAGGAGCCGAGGAGCGAGCAAGAGGCGGAGACGGAGAAAAAGUAG
Purpureocillium lilacinum is the source of this 1818-nucleotide messenger RNA. RefSeq lists its product as uncharacterized. The record is from RefSeq and is a predicted model, not a curated record. Gene Ontology annotation, molecular function: Delta24(24-1) sterol reductase activity; FAD binding. Lineage: Eukaryota; Fungi; Ascomycota; Sordariomycetes; Hypocreales; Ophiocordycipitaceae. Gene Ontology annotation, cellular component: cytoplasm; membrane. Gene Ontology annotation, biological process: steroid metabolic process.